Molecule: messenger RNA, 4581 nt
Organism: Syngnathus acus (greater pipefish)
Lineage: Eukaryota; Metazoa; Chordata; Actinopteri; Syngnathiformes; Syngnathidae
Product: mitogen-activated protein kinase-binding protein 1-like
Exons: 27
Coding region: 56-4030 (1324 amino acids)
Molecular function (GO): protein binding
Source: RefSeq, a predicted model, not a curated record
UGUGGCGUUCUCGCCCGAUGGCAAGCAUAUUGUCAGCGUGGGCAACCAGCAUGACAUGAUGGUCAACGUCUGGGCUUGGAAAAAGGACGUCGUCGUCGCUGCCAACAAGGUGUCCAGCAAGGUAACGGGCGUAUCCUUCGCUGAGGACAGCUCCUACUUUGUCACUGUGGGCAACCGACAUGUCAAGUUUUGGUAUCUGGACCACUGCAAGGCUAGCAAGGCCAGCACCCCGGUGCCUCUGCUGGGCCGUUCGGGUCUUCUGGGCGAGCUGAGGAACAACUUCUUCUGCGACGUAGCCUGCGGACGAGGUCAAAAAUCCGACUCUACCUUCUGCGUCACCUACUCCGGCCUUCUGUGCGAGUUUAACGGCAACAGGAUGCUGGAUAAGUGGGUGGACCUGCAGACCAGUGUGGCCCAGUCACUGUCUCUGUCCUGGGACCGGAUCUUCUGCAGCUGCGCUGACGGAACUGUGCGAGUCUUCAGCCCACUCGACCUGCGUUUUGUCUGCACGCUGCCUCGGCCACACCCCCUCGGAGUUGACGUCGCGUCCGUCACUCAGGCCAGUCAUUUACUUUGCAGCCGGACAGACGCCCGAUACCCGGACGCUAUGGCCGUAACCUAUGACCCCGUCAGCCGCUGGCUAAGCUGCGUGUACGCCGAUCACAGCGUGUUCGUUUGGGACGUCGCUGACCUCACACGUGUGGCUAAGGUCCACUCGGCCCUCUUCCACGCAGCUUGUGUCUGGGACCUGGAGAUGUUUCCGGAUAUUCCUGGGGAGACGGCUGCUAGUCUGUGGCCUGGCACGUUCCUCAGCUGCUCAUCCGACAGCACCAUCAGACUUUGGCAUGUAGACGAGCGCAGCCGUGUUCAUUCUCGGAACAUCCUCAGCUCCGACCUCCUCAAGAUCAUCUACACGAGCGCAAGCAUGGCCGCCUUGCAGGAAGCAGAAAAUCUGACCAACCCGGACGGACCACCAGCGGAAAGCAGGGCGGUGGUCCGCACCAUCUGCCUCAGCCCGGAUGGAAAACAUUUGGCGUCCGGAGAUCGCAAUGGAAUGCUCAGAAUCCACAACCUCAGCAGCAUGGAGGAGAUUCUUAAAGUGGAAGCUCACGAUGCCGAAAUCCUCUGCUUGGAGUACAGCAAACCAAAAACAGGUCUGCAGUUUCUAGCCACGGCAAGCAGAGAUCGUCUGAUUCACGUCCUGAACGCCGCAGCCGACUACGGCCUCGUGCAAACGCUGGAUGAGCACUCGUCCUCCAUCACGGCCGUACGCUUUGCCGCCGUUGAUGGUAAAGUGAGGUUGAUCAGUUGCGGGGCAGAUAAAAGCAUCUACUUCCGCACCGCUCACACGAGCGACAGCGGAACAGAGUUCAGGCGUUCUCACCACACUGUGAGAAAAACCACACUGUACGACAUGGCCGUGGACCCCAGCUGCAAGCAUGCGGCGGUGGGCUGCCAGGACCGCUGCAUCAGGAUUUUUAACGUCAACAAUGGCAAGCAGAAGAAACUGUACAAGGGAUCACUCCGUGACGACGGCAGCCUGCUCAGGGUUCAGAUUGAUCCGUCGGGUCAGUAUGUGGCUGCCAGCUGCUCCAACAAAAACAUCAGCAUCUUUGACUUUCAUACCGGAGAGUGUGUCGCCACAAUGUUUGGGCAUUCUGAAAUUGUGACCAGUUUGAGGUUUACCAACGAUUGCAAGCAUUUGAUCAGCGUGUCAGGGGACAGUUGCAUAUUUGUAUGGCGUCUGACUCCAGAGUUGACCAUCAGCAUGCGACAGAAGCUCUUUCAGCUCCAACAGCCUUUCAAGAGCUCCGCCUUCAGGCGAGAGGCACACAGCGCUCCCGCUUUGGUGGGCCUCUCCUCAGACAGUGAGCGAGAUGACGAGGAUGGCGCCGCCCACCGAGACUCCGACGACUCCAGCAACAACACGUCCACCGACAGUAGCCACGGAGAAGAAGAUGCUGGCGCCUCGGAAGAUGCACCUGACUGGGAGCGAACAAAACCUGCCGUACCCCCACCGGUUGUCAGUCGCCGUCCUCGCCGUCGCUGGUCUCGUCGUAGGGGCUCUCUGGAGCAGAAGGUCAAGUCCAUGUUGGACCUUAGGCAGCUGGACACCUUCACUCCCAACGAAGAUACCAACACUGAUGCACGCAGCAGCACGCCCAACCUCCAUGAGCCUGCCAUGACCUCGGACAGUCCCAACAAGAACCUCUUACAUCAGCCCAUCGUGCCCUGUGAUUGGCUGUCAUCUGAAGGGGUGGAGAGUUCUGAGAGGGUGGGGCUGAGGCGGGAGAACAACGAAGAUAAUGGAGCUCUACAAGAUAGUGAUAAAACUGUGACGGAUUCGCUUCACAGGAAGUGUCAGGUGCUCAACCAGAGCCAGGACAGCUACAGCCCGGACAGCGCCUGCUCGAUGGGCUACGACAGCCGAGGAACCAGUCCUGAUGGCAUCCUAGAUGAGUCCGCAGACAACACCUCCCUUAGCUUGGACAGCUCGGACGAUGAGGAGGAAGAAGAAACGUUAGCAAAGGCUAACGUGGCCAUUGUGGACAAGGCCGGAAGAGAAGAUUUCCUCAGGAAGAACUUUGAGACACUGGGGGACACCUGCAGCGCAGUCGAGCCGAGCAGAGCCCCGAGGCUCAGCAUGUCCUCACGCUUCCUAGCCAGAGGACAUCACAACCGGGGAGGUUCUCUGUUUUCCAAAGUACAGGCAAAGGAAACAGACGGCAGCUUCUCCCACAAGCCCCCUGUGUCCAAAGUGCGCCCCUUGAUGGAAAACGGGCAAAGCAGAACCCCGGAGAACAAGAGUCCUGUGUCCCCUAGCGCCACCCAGGGGCCAAGGAUCGUCACAGCUUCCACAGUCAUCCCAAGACCCCAGAAAAAACCCACAAUAAGGUCUCACAUUUGGAGGUUCUCCACACCGCCAUCCAAACCUUCAUUACCUGACAGAACUACCAGACUGCAUAAGUCCCUGUCUGUCCAGAACCUCACCGUCACCUCUCCACACUCUCCACUGCCCUCUAGUGAGCACAGGGAGUGGUGCAAAAGACCCCAAUAUCUCCUCCUGGACCAAGACCCUCUCAAGGCCUCAUCCUCGUGCGUCUCCUCACCCUCGCCGGGCUCACCGCCGUCUCCUCACUCCUACAUGAGCCCCACAGCGAGCUCCAUAGCCAAAAGCAGCCGCUCGUCAUCCGUGGGCGAGGGCGUCCACCCUGGCCUCGACCUGUCCCCCUUCCCCAAGGCCCGGAGGUCCUGGGGGGAUCUGGAUGUCGCAGAGACACCUUGGCAUCCCCUCGCUUCCGUUUCUCCAACACGCACUCGCAUCCCACAGCCCAAGCAGCCUCUUAGCCCUCGACGCAGCCUCUGCUUGGAAAUGAAAGCCACUUCCUUUUGUCCGGGAAGUCCAACUGAAGCUUCUUCGCCCACUGUGGGACCGACCUGUGAUGUCACAUCCUACACAGGUACAGCAGAGAAUAACACAGUGUCCACGUCUGAAAGAAAGCAAGAUGUCGGCCCGCCGUCUGAAGCCCUCCCCCUGGUGGCGGAACAUCCCCUCCCACAUCCAGGUGGUCCUCCUCCUACCGACCUUUCAUUUCCUACCACUUCUUUUCCUUUCCUUCUACCUCCUACUCCUCCUCUUCCUUUUCGUCGUCACUCUGCCUCACGCUGGCCGCCGCUGGCUUGCGUGUCUCCGUCACCCGUCGCCUCCUGUCAGUGCCACGCCGGUAAUUCCAUUACUUUGGACAUGUGCAAGCAGGCUGCGAAUGAGCUUCAUUGCAGUCUGAGGCGAACUGUCACGCUGUACGCAGAGGUUCUCCAACGCCCUCCGGAGUGCGGAGAAGAAGCUCGUCGGGAGAUGGUGAAGGUUUUGUCCGGAGCGUUGACGUCUGCCAAGGUUGAGCUGGACCCGCUGCCGAGCUGCUGGCCCUCCAACGCCAAAAGUGAAGGUGACAAAGCUUUGGCGCUAUUAGAACAAUACGCAGAGCUUCUGCUAAAGUCGGUUGAGAAGAAGCUGGACAGCAAGAUGUGAAACAGGAAGCCCAGGAUGCUUUUUUUUUUUUUUUAAUAGCACUCAAACAGUUGGCCUUAUUUACAAGACAAUUGUUGCCUUAGCUCUCUUUUGCCUGUUUUCUACAUACGCAACUGGGAGGGACAUAAAGUACCAUGCACUUCCUAAACAGAUUUAUGACAAAAAAAAUGCCAUUUUGAAUAUAGACAAAAUAUGUCAGUCCGCGAACAGUGAAUAUGUGCGUAGAAAAAUGCCCAUUGAAAUGCUUUGGGAAAUUUGGGGGGGAAAAAACCCCAAAAGAAAAACAAUAAAUAAUUUGUGUUUUCGAUUAUAUUUUUAAGAUUACGUCAAAUGUCUUUUAAUCGUCUUGUAUGUUUAACCAUGGCAGCACUUCUGCCUCAUGGUUCUAAGCUAAGGUUGGGGGUUCAAAUCCGGGCUAUGCCCGCCUUGUGUGGAGUUUGUAUGUUCUACCUGAAAUGAAAAAUGGAUAGAUGGAGGACUGUUCAUAAUAAAGACAAAAAUACAGAAAUGAGGAACAAAUUGUGAUGAUAUUACAAAGUCAACAUUCUGUU